AUGGGAGCAAGUCAUUCGAAUGAUAAUUUCUCAGCUUUAACAUCUGCAAUGAAAUACUCUUUAUCACUUGUUAUUGUGGUCCUGAUGCAAAUCAAAGCCUUGGAUGGCUCAGUGCAUUCCCUUCUUCCCGGGGCAGGAGAUGAUACGCCACCACAGAGCAGUGUUGGGAACUGUUACACAUGGGGGCGAGGAGCGUUUAGAACUUUCCAAGAUGACUUUUUUUACUUUGCAUCCAAGUGCAACUUCAUACUGAGCCGUCAGUGCAAGGGUCCCGGAGAGGAUUUUAACAUCCAGAUCCGCAGGGGAACAAAUGGCAACCUGGAACACAUCCACAUGCUGAUCGAAGGUGUCUCUGUUGUUACAGCGAAUGAAACAGUGAGAGUUAAAGAUGUGACUAUAAAACUGCCAUAUGAUGAUAAGAUCAUUGCUAUCCAGAAAUAUGGAAUUUACACAAGGAUUUACAACAGGAAGCAUACAAUAUCUGUUAUCUGGAAUCAUCGGGAUGCAUUGUCGGUAACUCUUGACACUAAAUACAAAAAUCAAACUUGUGGCCUUUGUGGGAGUUUUCAAGAAGGAACUGGCAUCAAUACCGACUCUGAUAAUGCUGUAUAUAACAUCAUGGUUGCGAAUCAGCUGGAUGUUCUGGGUCAAGUAUGUGUUAACAACCAACCUACAAGUUCAACAUGCUCAGCAGCUUCGAACUGCGUCAAGCCACUUUCGAUGUAUUUUUCAAUAUGCUUUGCAAAUCCCACCUUCACUAAUGAAUAUUUACAAUUAUGCAAGAAGGAUGUAUGUGCUUGUGGAAAUAAGGAAGAGUGUGCAUGUGCAACAUUUGAAGAACUAUCACGGCAAUGUACAAAUCUACCUAUAAGAAGUGAUAAUGAAGACGACUUCUAUGGAAUAGAUUGGAAGGAGUGGAGCUCUAAAGUUAGUUGUGUAAGUCCUGAUUGUCCUGAAAAUCAAUUCUACCAGGAAUGUGGUGCAGCGUGUAUCCCAACCUGUUCUGACCCAGAAACACAGCAACAAUGUGAUCAGUGUGUGAAUACCUGUGAAUGUCCAGAAGGCACUGUCCUUGAUGAUAUAAGAGACACAGGCAAGUGCAUUGACAAAACAGCAUGUCCUUGUGAAUACAGUGGAAUGAUUUAUAACUCUGGACAAAUACGAAACAUGUCCUGCCAUUCAUGUGUUUGUCAGAGUGGAAUGUGGGAAUGCUUCGAUAUCAGUUGCCCUGGAAGAUGCAAAAUUGAAGAAGGAACGCAUUUUACGACAUUUGAUAAUAAGUAUUACACAUUGAAAGGAGAUUGUCUCUACUACGCUGUUGUUACAAAAGCUUGGAGUGUGAAGGUUGAGUUGCGACCAUGUCAGAUCGCAUUUAAACAAACAUGUUUACAGCGUGUGGUGUUCACCAACAAUCAGACCUCGUAUGCAUUCACUAAUGAUGGUAAUGUGUAUUCUGAAGGGAAUAAAGUUGGACUUCCCCUAGCAAAAGGUGAUGUGAUAAUAUUUCAACAAUCCUCAAUGUUCAUUCAAGUAGCAAUGGAUUCUGGUAUGAAGAUGCAAAUACAGACAUCUCCCAUCAUGCAGCUUUAUAUCUCACUGCCUGAAACUGCCCAGGGAAGUACAAAAGGACUAUGUGGCAUUUUUAAUGACAAUGCAAAUGACGACUUUCUAUCUGCACAUAACAUUGUGGAAAAUGCACCUGUUACGUUUGCUAAUUCCUGGGAAGCGGAAAGCAAUUGCCCCGGAGCAUCAAUAUUUGAUCCAUGUGUUAGUUCAGAAAAUGAACACUAUGCAAAGCAGCACUGUUCCAAAUUAAAAGAUCCAAUGGAUGCUUUCGCUGUGUGUCACUCAACAGUGGAUUACACGAAAUAUUAUGAAAUGUGUGUAACUGCUACCUGUGCCUGUGAGAAUAUCAAUGACUGUCUGUGUGCAGGAUUGGGAGCGUAUGUUCAUGAAUGUGCAGUGUAUGGUAUUAUGGUCAGAAACUGGAGAAAAGGCAUUUGCAAUAACUCAUGCAGUUACUCUCAGGUUUUUGAGAAUGACAUGAGAACAUGUAACCGCACGUGCAGAUCAUUAUCAGAGAAUGAUUAUACCUGUGGCGUUCAUGAUGUUCCAGUUUAUGGAUGUGGCUGUCCUGUGGGAAAGUACAUGGAUGAAAACGGAGCCUGUGUGGACAGGCCUGACUGCUUAUGUUAUGCAGCAGAGCGAUUUCUGGAGAAAGGGCAGAGUAUUAAUAUGCACGGCCGAUCUUGCAUUUGCCAAGAUGGAAAACUUCAUUGCUCUCCAGAAAUAACGACCUCCCGUCCUCCAGAUUGUCCACAUGGGAAAGUGUUCAUUAACUGUAACAGUGAAACUGCUCUUUCUGCUGAAAACUUGUGUGAGCGAACAUGUCGAACUCUGAAUACACCAUGCAGUCCAUGUGUGUCUGGCUGUGUCUGUCCCCCUGGUCUUGUGGAAGAUUAUGAUGGAAACUGCAUUGCUCGUGAAAACUGUUCUUGUUUAUUUAGUGGUGAAGUUUACAGUAAUGGCAGACAAAUUCAAAGAGAUUGCAAUAAAUGCACAUGCCAGGCAGGAAUGUGGAAUUGUACUCACAAGGAAUGCCCGAAGACCUGUGAAGUUUAUGGCGAUGGCCACUAUGUAACUUUUGAUGGAAAAAGAUAUGUCUAUGAUGGAAACUGUGAAUAUAUUUUUGUUGAGGACCAAUGUAAUCGUCGAAAAGGCACAUUCCAAAUACUCACUGAAAGUGUUCCCUGUUGUGAAAGGGGAAUGACUUGUUCAAGAAAUAUCAGGAUUUUAAUUGAGGGUAAGCAACUCAUUCUAACUGAUAACCAUGUGGAAACAGUUGAGAAGUUUACAAAUCAAACCCAGUGCACAAAUGAGUUCUAUUCUCGCCAUACUGUUGGGCUGUAUUUGAUCCUGCAAUUUUCUCAUGGAAUCACCGUGAUAUGGGACAAAAGCACUAGGUUUUCAAUCACACUGGAUUCAAGAUGGAAAAACAAUGUAUGUGGUCUGUGUGGGAACUUCAAUGAUGAUGUUUCAGAUGAUCUAACUACAAAAGGCAACUCCUUGGUGACCAGUGCAGUGGAAUUUGGAAACAGUUGGAAAUGUAUGGCCUGCUCAGAUACAGUCAAUCAAACAUCACCAUGUGAUCGAAACCCUUAUUGUUUAGCAUGGGCACAGAGGAAGUGUGGCAUAAUUAAAACUGUCGAGUUUCAAGCAUGCCAUAGAAAGGUUGACCCAACUCCAUUCUAUGAUGCCUGUGUCCAGGAGGCUUGUGCCUGUGACUUGGAAGGGAAAUAUCUGGGUUUCUGUACCGCUGUAGCAGUGUAUGCAGAAGCUUGUAAUAAAGCUGGUGUUUGUGUUGACUGGAGAACCCCAGAACGAUGUCCUGUGUAUUGUGACUACUAUAACACACCUGGUGAAUGGAGUUGGCAUUAUCAGCCAUGUGGAACAUUAACACAAAAAACAUGCUCAGAACAUAGCGUUGGAAAGAAAUACUCUGCAAUUCUUGAAGGUUGUUAUGCAAAGUGUCCAGAAAAUGCUCCUUAUCUGGAUGAAAACAAAAUGAAGUGUGUGAACAUGUCUGACUGCACUUGCUAUUAUAAUGGAAAAAUACUGGAACCUGGUGAAAAAAGCAAUGACUGCAGUAAUUGUGCCUGCAUUGAUGGAAAAAUUAUCUGUACAGAAGGAUGUAAAGGCGAAUGGUCUCCAUGGUUUAAUGAAAACACACCAACUCUGCAAAACAGAGCAGACACCGAGUUAUUAAACCAAAUGUCAAGUUCUCUGUGUCCAUUCUAUCCCUAUAAAAUUACAGACAUUCAGUGUGAGGCUCUCAAAUUUCCCCAGCGCCCAAUCAAUGAGAUGAAAGAUAACGUGACAUGCGAUAAAGAAACAGGACUUGUUUGUACUUACAGUCAUCAGGCAUCCGAAAGCAGUUUAAUGUGUUUGGACUACAGGAUAAGAGUUUGCUGUCAGCACCCUACACCCAGCACAAGAGCUACCCCAAAAACAUCAGUAACAACCACAACUACCACAGCUCCCACAACAUCCACAUCCACAACUACCACAGUUCCCACAUCAUCCACACCCACAACUACCACAGUUCCAACAACACCCUCAUCCACAACUACCACAGUUCCAACAACACCCACAUCCACAACUACCACAGUU
Chiloscyllium plagiosum (whitespotted bambooshark) is the source of this 4170-nucleotide messenger RNA. RefSeq lists its product as uncharacterized. Gene Ontology annotation, molecular function: protein binding. Lineage: Eukaryota; Metazoa; Chordata; Chondrichthyes; Orectolobiformes; Hemiscylliidae. The record is from RefSeq and is a predicted model, not a curated record. Gene Ontology annotation, cellular component: extracellular matrix.